GGAAAGUAGACAAAGGAGCGUUGCCGGUACGGGGCUUUCUGUUAUGUUCUUUGGCUCAAGUGCCUCUGUAUCAUGGAAUUUAAAAACCACGAACAUUGUAGCAACUGCAUAAAGCUGUACUGUAACCAACCAAAUGGCUGCAAGAUGACUCAAUGCGUGUUCGGUUGUGGCAUUCAAUUGCAUGCCUGUAAAAUGGAAGAUCACAAGAAUGUAUGCCAGAAAUGUCGAAUUCCUUGUAUAAAUUCAAUCUAUGGUUGUCCAGCUGUAAUCACUAGAGAAAGUUUAAGGACUCAUCUACCACGUUGCCCUGCCAGUGUAAUAUUUUGCACAAUGGAAUGGAAUCGCUAUCCAGUUUAUUCAAAGUCGCGCUUGAGUUGGGUUCCUUUUUUUCAACCGAAUCCAGUUCUAGUUAAAGGCCAUUUAGAUGUAGAGCUGGCCUUUAGGGAUCAAAGAAUACUUCGUGACGUGUUUAGACGUCGUUGCAAGAAAGGGAAAGCCAAAGUGGAUCUACUUAGAACGUCUGGUGGAUCUUUGACGACCUCGCCGAAUCAACAUGGCAAUGGCCCCCAACCUGCGGCAACGAGGAAAUUGGCGAUGGCUUUAGCGCUGUCUUCGUUAGAAAAUAAACUACGAAAAAAACGUGAUGGUGGACAAUAUUCAGGAGAAGAGGUCGAAAGUGAAUUUUUCUCCGAACUUGAAACUGACUACGAAGAGGAAAGUUCUUGUGACGGUGGACAUGAGAUUAAACUUCACAGGCUACCCAAGGUCCAAGAUAAUGAGCCUGACUUUGAUGGAGAUAGAGAGCCACCUUUUGGCUCCCACACUGGCAAUAAUAUACCACCCCCUCCAAAUCACUUGCCAGUCUAUCUUGACCAACCACUUGGACUGAAUGUUGUCGUGGAAACCUUACCCAAGUUUCAAAAGCAAUUUCCAAUGUAUUCCAUACCUUGCAGUCAAGUGUUUCGUCGAGAUGAAUACAGUGGGCAUUUCAAAAAUGUCCACAGUGAUAUUCAGGGGGGACUUAAUGGCUGGUUAGAGCACCGCUGCCCACUGGCACAGUAUGGCUGCACCUUUGUUCGGUAUAGGCUUCUCCCUCACAGUCAAAAUGGAGCAGUUAUUUUUAAUCAGGAACUUGGAAGCUUUGGCAUUAAACCAUGUGGACAUUUCAGUGGAGUUGAAAAAUGCACAAGUCCUUCCACAGUUACUGCUCAAGGUGAUACUACACAGAUAUCUGCCAAAUCCAACAUGGACCUUCUCACCUCUUUACCUUUUGAGAUCCUGGAGAAGAUAGCAAGUUACUUGGAUGGGUUUAGUCUGUGCAACUUUUCUCGGACUUGUAAGCUUGUCAGAGAAAUUUGUAGAAGUGUGCUGGAAACAAAGGGAAUGGUCCUGUUCGAAUGGGAAAAGAGAAUUUAUGACAGUGGCAGCUGGUGUUGGAGGAUAAGGCAAAAGGUUUGUAUCAAUAUAUUUUAGUAUUUACCAAAUCAGUGAAUAGCAAUUUUUGCACAUUUUGAUUGACUCCCGUAACUCUGAAUAUCCUUGGCUAUUCACCAUUUUGCAACCAGAGCCAAGAUCAAGAUGGUGUCUCGUAUUGAGACAUUUUCGGAAGGCGAAAUUUGAGCGAUAAAUGAAGCAGUCAUACAAUUUUAAACAAAUAAACACCAAGAAAGCUACAAACUUUGACUUGUCCUUGGUUACUGGUAGAUAGAGAAAUACUUUCAUGCUGAAUUUGCAACAAAAUCGUAUCAAUGCACUUAAAAAAUCCUCGAAAUGUUUGUAAAUUGUAAACAAAGUUCCUACUAAGAUGGUUUUGGUUACGAAAAGUUACUUUUUUCUUUUUUAUCUAGCUGAUUUGGUAAAUACUAAAACAACUAUCCCCCUCAAGGUCAGUGAACAGUGGUAGAUGUAUACCUUGACGCUUUGUGUCUCAGUAUAUAACCACCGCUAUUCACCUACCCUUCUGGAGAUAGUUGUAUAUCACAUGUAUUUCUAGCUAUCGGUGAUUAAUACCUUUCAUUCAUUGGAACUUUCUUUCAUGGAUUACAGUGGUCACUUUUUUAGUAAUGGUUCAUAACUGAAUUGUUUCUCAUGACAUUUUUGCAAUACAGGUACUAUGGCUCUUUAUGAUUUAAGAGCCUUACAUCUUAAAAGUUGUAAGCCCACUACUGAUAAAAGCUUCACCCAAAAAGGAUACAUGUAACAGUCAACUGUAUCCCGAUUGGGAUACAUUUGAUUUUAGUCAAGGCCACGUGACCAAGAAUCAACAAAUGGCAGUCCCUGUUGAGUUGAGCGAAAGUCUACAUGUAGGAAUAUAACAAUGGACAUUAUUAUACACCCUGUACAGUGUAAUUACCUAGAAUGUCUUAUUCUUACCCUUGGUGCAGAAAACAUUGGUUGCUUAUGGGAGGUGGUCAUCUUCAAGGACAAUCACAAAAUUGAAUCAAAUUGGAAAGACUCCACAUGUUGUAUCUAGUUUCAAUGCAUUAUCUUAUUGACUCAUGGUCAAUAAUCAAGCAAAAAAAAAUGGGCACUGUUUUUUAUUACAGAGAUGGUAUUUCUCCACAUCAUUCUCACCAGUUGACAAGUGGGUUCAUUCCAACUCCCCAUUCAUGGCAGCACACUUGGAAGAAUGCAAGUACUUUGAUCACAGUGUUCCUUCAGAAGAGUUUAGUUACUGUUUUAUCGUUCAAUCCUGUGAUGCAGGCAGUACAUGUAAUGGGGACGGCAAUGGUGAAAACAGUGAAAUAGGUCUUGAAUAUGCACUAGCGCAUGGGGAUGAGGAGGCUGAUCAAAUAGGAUUGGAAUGUCAAAUGAGUGAAGAGAGCCUAAGUGAUAGUGAAAAAUCAGUAGAUUCUGAUUGUCAGUUGCUGGAAGGGGAAAAUUAGGGUUAUAAUAAUUAAAUUAUCAAGAGCUGACUUGCUGGUUUUUUCAUGCAAAAAAUGGACUAUUUGGCAAAAUUAGGUAAAAAUAGGUUUAUUAUUAGCCACACCCACUAAAUA
Messenger RNA from Porites evermanni, 2999 nucleotides. NCBI's taxonomy places the organism in Eukaryota, Metazoa, Cnidaria, Anthozoa, Scleractinia, Poritidae. The record is from the annotation of a GenBank genome assembly.